This is a messenger RNA of Doryrhamphus excisus (bluestripe pipefish), 6914 nucleotides long. It is a transcript of the gene scrt2, whose product is annotated as scratch family zinc finger 2. Lineage: Eukaryota; Metazoa; Chordata; Actinopteri; Syngnathiformes; Syngnathidae. Gene Ontology annotation, molecular function: RNA polymerase II cis-regulatory region sequence-specific DNA binding; DNA-binding transcription factor activity, RNA polymerase II-specific. Gene Ontology annotation, biological process: regulation of DNA-templated transcription. The record is from RefSeq and is a predicted model, not a curated record.
CUCUCUCUCUCUCUCUUUCUCUCUCCCUCCCCUGCGCCUGUCUCCAUCUCUUCUCCUCCUCACUGGUCCUUUAAGCCGGCUGCAUCACAGGAGCUAUCCAGUGCUGAACAGGAUCACUUUUAUUUAUUUAUUUUUCAUUUUUUCUGGGGGAAACUGAGGGAGCCAGAGUGCAUUACACAGCAUUGAAAUCAGCGUUGUUUUCACCACUGGGUUGCAUUUUUUUUUUAUUAUCAUCUUUUGUUUUUCGGACACUGUUUUCUUCACAAGGAUUAACCGUGAAGCCAGCAUUAUACCCGUGUGCUCUCUCUCUCUCUCUCUCUUUUUUAAGAAGGUUUUUAUUUUUUGCUUUCAUGCGUUUUCCGCCGCUCUGUGUUAUCAUCCACUGAAACAUGCCCCGUUCGUUUUUGGUGAAGAAGAUCAAGCUUGAUGAUUUUUCUUCAUCCAAUGCAGCCACCAACAAUCAUCACCACCACCUAAACGACUCGCUGACUUUUGCAGGCUCCAUCACAGACUCGGUGACCAGCCUCGGCGGUGUUCGUCUGAGCGAGAAUGGCUACAUCCAGGAUUACAUCACGCCAUCUGUAUACCAGGGGGAGAAGAAGAUGGAGCACAAGCCGGUGUCGGACCCGCUGUACACCCACGUGAGCAGCGGCGGCGAGUACUGCGACCCCGACCUGAAACACCCCGACAGCCCCCAGUCGGGCAUGACCGCCAGCGGCUUCUACAGCGGCGAAUCGGAGGCCCUGUCCGAGGGUUACACCAUGGAUGCCUUCUUCAUCUCUGACGGGCGCUCGAGACGAAAGGGAGACGUCGAGGCUCGCGAGGGAGAUUCGAGAAGCAGCAGCGCCAACGCCGCCGCGCAGGAGAGGGCGACGGGUACGGCUCGCCACACCUGCAACGAGUGCGGGAAGACGUACGCCACCUCGUCCAACCUCAGCAGACACAAGCAGACGCACCGCAGCCUCGACAGCAAGAUGGCGCGCAAGUGUCCCACGUGCGGUAAAGUGUACGUGUCCAUGCCGGCCUUGGCCAUGCACAUCCUCACCCACGACCUCAAGCACAAGUGCGACGUGUGCAGCAAGGCCUUCAGCCGGCCGUGGCUCCUGCAGGGUCACAUGCGCUCGCACACGGGGGAGAAGCCCUUUGCUUGCGCGCACUGUGGCAAAGCCUUUGCCGACCGCUCAAACCUCCGCGCCCACAUGCAAACACACUCUGCCUUCAAGCACUACAGAUGCAAGCGCUGCAAUAAAACCUUCGCUCUCAAGUCCUACCUGAACAAGCACUAUGAGUCAGCUUGCUUCAAGGGCUCCGCAGACGAAGACGACUCUGGAUCAGACAACUAACAGUGUGGAAGUUGCGGAAUUUUGAACCCCCCCGCCCCCCUCCCUUUCACCAUUAUAGGUUCACAACCGUUAAACCCCCGAUCACUCUGCCUUCCAUGCCUUUUUUUCUUCCCUUUUUUUAGAAAGCAAUAUUUUCACUGAGAUUAUGAAGAAGCUCUAACGAUAACGGCAAAGACUAUUUCAGAAGAUGCUGGAUUUCUUUUUCCCUGCACAGUAGCUAAUCGUCCACAGAUAAAUACAAUCAUUGACCUUUCCCAAAUAGAAACUGUAGAUGAUAGUCGUAGACGUAAGCGACGUGCUCAUGCACUAGCAUGGGCGCAGACGAACACACACACACACACACACACUUAUACACACGUUCACAAUUAUAUACGAGGCCUGGCAUGUGAAUUUUUAUCAAUGACUAUACUAAUAUCAAUAGUAAUAAUAUUUAGAUUCUUGAUAUUUUAUAGCAAAUAGUAAUGAGAAAAAGAACAAAAAAAAAACAACCUAAAAAAGGACAGUGUUUUGUUUUUUUUUUAGAGACAAAAUGACCUCUUGUAUUUUUAUGCUGCUUUUUAUUUGCUAAGAAUUGAAUUCUUUUGCAACUGCCAACAUGAACUUUUUAUGAAAAUGUGAACUAUGACAGUAUUUGCAAAAAAAAAAACAAGGGGAGAUCAUUUUAAAAAGGUUAAAAAGACAACCCCCUUUUUCCACACCAAUGUUAUUUUUCUAUUUGAUUUUUCUAAAAUUAUUUUUUUGUGCUUAAUAUUUCUUGUUAAAAAAAAAACAAAACAUCUUUGUAACUGUGGGUAUUUCCAAAACAUUUUACGAAGCUCUCCAUUGAUGUUGAAAUUCUUUAAGAGCUAAGAUGUGGAAGUGACCUGUGUGACAGGUCUCAUGUACUGGAAUUAAGUCGUCUGACUCAAAUAACCGGAGAACCGGAAUAAGAGGUCGGGUGGUUUAUUUGUCGACGGUUAUGAAAAUACAUUGUUCUUCCUCCGCCUUGGUGGCGUACGUCUGCUGCCUUUUUAGGUGCAUGGGUCAGAGAAUGAGCUCUCCUCGCAUAAAAAGUUUGAGUUUGAGCGAACACACCCUCAGUUACAAAGUGACUCUUUUUAUAAUGUCGCUCAAAGCUCCAUUCAUUUUUUUUAAGCUGCGUCUAAUUAGUAUGUAAAUACUUGAUUUCAUUAUUUAUUUCGUAAUUUAUUUUCUAUUUAUUGAAGACUUAAUUGCUAUGUAUUUAUUUAUUUAUAAUUGAAAAUAAUCCGAUGAACUUGUAAGAUGCUGCUGCACUUCAACAAAGAAAAAUGUUUAUAUGCAUGAAAACUGUAGAGAGUCCACCAGGACUUAGUUUUUUAAAGAGGAACAAUGUACAGUACCACCGCAAGCGGAAGUCACACUCUUGGUUUAUUACCGUGGCAAUAACUUCACCGACAUGACAACUGACGUGUUUAACAAUCACAGCUGUCUUGUUUCCACUCGAUGUAGGGCAAUAAAAAGAAACCUCCAAAUAUUCUCAAUCUUGUCUCCUAAAAAAAAUGAACACAAUAAGCUCCCAGAGAUUCUUGAUACAGAUGUAAUGUAGGUGUGAUUAUGUCACACCAAGGUUUCAAAGGUGCAAAAGCAAUAAUAACGGUGGUGCGGUAGCUUUUUUUUUUUUCUACAGAAGUGCUACAAGAAACAAGUGGAAGUGCUAUUUUAUAUGCUUAUUGUUGUGUUAUUGUAUCAAGGUUUUAUAAGAACAGUUAAGGACCAUUUGACUGCUAUAGAAGACUAAUUAAAUGAUUGAAUAACAAAGUGAGCUGCACAGUGCUCGAGUGGUUAGCGUGCAGGCCACACAGCUAAGAGACCCGAUUUUUCGAUUCCGUCCUUGGGUAUCUCUGUGUGGAGUUUGCAUGUUCUUCGGUUUCCUCCCACAUUCCGAAAACAUGCUAGGUUAAUUGGCGACUCCGACUUGUACUAUACAAGUAUACCUACCAACUCAUUCAUUCAUUCGUUUUCUACCGCUUAUCCUCGCGUGCUGGAGCCUAUCCCAGCUUUCUUCUGGCGAGAAGAAUUAUAGAAACUCACAUUCACAUAAUUAACCUAACAUGGAUGUUUCUGGGGGCCACACAGUCAGGAGAUCAGUUUCGACCUGGGUUCGAUUCUUUAGAGAAGGUCAUGAACAAGCAUUUAUGGUCAAUAAAUAGUUAUGUUGGGCUGCACGGUGUUAAAGUGGUUAGCGCGCAGGCCAAACAGCUAAGAAUCCAGAGUUCGAUUCCAUCCUCGGCUAUCUCUGUGUGGAGUUUGCAUGUUCUCCCCGUGCAUGCGUGGGUUUUUUUCCGGGUACUCCGGUUUCCUCCCACAUUCCAAAAACAUGCUAGGUUAAUUAGCGAUUCCAAAUUGUCCAUAGGUAUGAAUGUGAGUGUGAAUGGUUGUUUGUCUAUAUGUGCCCUGUGAUUGGCUGGUGACCAGUCCAGGAUGUACCCCACCUCUCUUGCCCCAAGACAGCUGGGAUAGGCUCCAGCACCCCUGUGACUCUUGUGAGGGGAAGCGGUAAAAAAUGAAUGAAUGAAAUAACAAAGUGGGCUGCACGGUGCGAAAAGUGGUUAGCGUGCAGGCCACACACCUAGGAGACCCGAGUUCGAUUCCACCCUUGGGCAACUCUGCGUGGAGUUUGCAUGUUUUCUGGUUUCAUCCCACAUUCCAAAAACAUGCUAGGUUAAUUAGCGACUCCAAAUUGUCCAUAGGUAUGAAUGUGAGUGUGAAUGGUUGUUUGUCUAUAUGUGCCCUGUGAUUGGCUGGCGACCAAUCCAGGGUGUACCCCGCCUCUGUCGCCCCAAGACAGCUGGGAUAGGCUCCAGCACCCCCUGCGACCCUUGUGAGAAUAAGCGGUAGAAAAUGAAUGAAUGUAAAAAAAAGUAGGAUCUGGUAAACAAUCUAAUGCACAUCCGACUCCCCCUGUUAUUCGUCCCCGACAUCCUCCCCCUCGCCCCAUCAGCCUCCAUCUCCAUCCCAACUGCCUCUAAACAGACGCACAGAGGAUGAGAUGUGCUGAAGUGGGAUUGGCGGAGGGCGGCCGAGUGUGGGAGGAUAACAGGUGUUUGCAGACAGACUGCAGAUAGGAAGCGUAAUUGAGUUGGUGAGCAACCUCCAAGGGGAAGGUCAAGCACCAGCAGGCAAAUGCACUGUCAGCUAUUUGCAUAUUGCAAAUGGAUGAAACCAUCGCAGUGACGGCGAAUUUCUAACACUAAAAGAAAAAAAAGGAGUUUCCGCUCUGUUUAUGCGGCCGAUAUAUCCUGUCGACGGCUGUCGACAGCAGUGCAGCUGAAUCACUGCGUGAGAGCAACCGAACCACCUGUCUCCUAUCACCACCAUUUGGCACGUCUAUGAAUGAUUGAACUUUGAACCAACGCACAAAUCAUUACUUCCAUCAGACUCUUUCUUAUAGGUUAUAUAUAUAUUUUGUGUCUAUUUUACAGUAGGAGAACGAUAAAGCAUUUUAAGCGUUGAGUUUGAAGCAGAUUGGAUUAUUGACUUCCACAUUGUGACCGAAACGCGGCAUUGUUCCUCUUUGACAAUUUUUUUGUAAAUAGAUGUGUAAAUACAUAACAGCUAUAAUAUGCAUGUAGACAUUUAAUUUCCCUUUUUUUUCUACCCAUUCUGUCUUUUUUUUUUCUUACAAAAAAAAAGAGACAAAAACAUGUAUGAAUUACAGUCUGGGUGGCCACAUGAAUCAGGGAGUGUCUCGAUAUUCUGGAAGCUACAAAGAAUUGAUCAUGCUCAACCCCUUCCCCCCUUCCUUCCCCCCUAUUCCUUCCUUUAUUUAUGUGUGCAGCUCGGCUGUGCAAAGAGAAGUGCCAAAAAAGUAUGAUUUCCAUGACAAAAGCCUUCAACAUAUGGUUGGCUGCUUGAAACCUUCCAUAUGGCCCUCAAAGAAAAAAAAAAAAAAAAAACUGAUUAAGAUUUUCCACUUUCUCGCUCUUUCUCUCUCUAUUUCUCUCUCUCUCUCUCUUUCUAUUUCUCUUUCUGAAACUUAAGCCAUGAUUGCUGAGGGGUGUUUUGAUUUCUCUUGUUCUGCUACAAUUUAUGAUGACAACAAUAGCAAUGAUAACGUUAAUAAAAACAAUAGCACAAGCAACCUGCAUGUCUACUCUUAUUGCAGAAAAAAAACUUUCUUGUUUGUCAUUUUUCAUGCAACAUACACAAUAAUUGACCCGAAUGCUGUAUGAGAACCAAAUCACGUAUAAUGUAUUCUGCAAAUUGGUGUAAUAUAUAAGUGUGAAACACAUCGAGAGGGGAAGUGGACUUAGUCAACAUUAACUCAGUGGGUAAUUAUGACAGUAAUGCGCCUUCAGCUGGUGCCUCCUCUGUCAUUGUUUGAGAGGUUUUAAGGGCUUUAUUGUCAAUUUACUUCAAAUUUCAUUACUAGGAAGCACACAGCUAUACUAUUGUUCGGCGUGGCUGUCUUGGAUAGGAGAGAACGUGACGGGGCUGAUGACACUUUGAAUAAGAGCUAAGACGUCUGAAUUAUUUAAAAAAAAAAACAAAAAAAACCCAGGCAUCUGUUUUAAGCUCUUCCUGGUCAUUACAUUUUUAAUGGGACAUUGAUUUUAUGCUGGAACUACUCUUUCUGAGUGACUCCAUAAAUAUGGAAGAAAAUAAAAAUGAAUCAUGACACCAGACAGGGAUUAUUAUUCUGGGUUUUUUUCUUGAUUAGUUUCCAGGGAAUAUACAACACUUCAAUUGAAGUGCUUGUGUCCUUCAGAGUCCUCUAGCAGCUCCGCGGCAUCAUGACCGAGCAUUGCCGAGAUAUUCUUGCCUUCCACGUGGAAGCCGUUAAUUUAAAGGCAUACAAAAAGAGCCAAUAAAUGCAUGCCGACGCCCGUCCCGGAACUGUGUUAAAUACAGAAACAACAGGACAAGCUUCACCCUGCACACAUGUCGCUGCUUAAUAAUAAGGUUUUACGAAGCAAGUAAACAACUGCCUUCAUUACAUGGCAACAGACUGUAAAAUGGGGACCCGUGCAAUUCAAUUACAUCACCAGCCUGUGCAACAGGAGCCAUCAUCAGCACCGUGAGGAAGGUGGGGAGGGCAUGUAGCCCCGCAUGCACAUCAACCAAAGACUGCCGCCGCCAACGCCGCCGCCGCCCGCUGCCACGCUCUCCCAGAGCAUGUCAAGUAAAUUAUUGAAACCAACCUGCAAAAUUGAGAGCGUGAUGCUCACACUUCAAAGAUAUUGACCCCGAGGAGGCAUCAUCGUUUGAGAGAACAUAUGAAUAUUUCUGAAAGAGGGAGAUGGGUCGCUGCAAGGUCACGGGGGCCUCACGGCUCACAUUCAUCCACAGUUGAUACUUGAUGGUGUAUUUUCCUACUGAUUCUUAAUAAUGAAAGGCAUCAUAUUCGACAAGAAAACCUCCCCGUAUGUAAACAAAGCGCAACUUACAGCAAAAGACGAAUAUGAUACAUUCUCAGAGAAUCUUCUAUUUGAAGUACAUUUUGAAAUUGUUAGUUGUAGUUGUAGGAUGAGUGGUGAGCACGUAGGCCACACAGCUAAGAGACCCGGGUUUGAUUCCCCCCCUCAGGCAUCUCUGUGAGUUUGCAUGUUC